This is a messenger RNA of Venustampulla echinocandica, 984 nucleotides long. Its product is annotated as Thiamine thiazole synthase. The coding region runs from base 1 to 984 and encodes 327 amino acids. Gene Ontology annotation, biological process: thiamine biosynthetic process. The transcript has 3 exons. The record is from RefSeq and is a predicted model, not a curated record. NCBI's taxonomy places the organism in Eukaryota, Fungi, Ascomycota, Leotiomycetes, Helotiales, Pleuroascaceae.
AUGUCUCCCCCAGCAGCCACGUUUGGCGAGCCCAGCUCCCCUACCAAUGCCGCCCAGUUGAAGGCCGGCUUUGAUGUCAAGCCAGUCACAAUCAAUGUCAACAAGUCCAAGACGCUUGACGAGCUGGCCUACAAAUGGGAGGAAGGCUUCAAAUUCGCCCCUAUCCGCGAGUCCCAAGUCUCCCGUGCAAUGACCCGCAGAUACUUCCAGGAUCUCGACACAUAUGCCGAGUCCGACAUUGUGAUUGUUGGUGCUGGAUCCUGUGGGCUUAGUGCUGCGUAUAUGCUUGGCAAGGCUCGCCCAGAUCUCAAGAUCGCCAUCAUUGAGGCAUCCGUCUCCCCGGGCGGUGGAGCGUGGCUUGGAGGCCAGCUUUUCAGUGCGAUGGUGAUGCGCAAACCGGCUGACGCUUUCUUGACCGACCUUGGUGUUGCAUUUGAAGAUGAGGGUGAUUUCGUUGUGGUGAAGCAUGCAGCGCUCUUCACUUCCACCCUCCUCUCAAAAGUGCUUUCUUUCCCCAACAUCAAGCUCUUCAAUGCCACGGCAGUCGAAGACCUCAUCACCCGCACCUCCCCCGAUGGCACCCUCCGCAUUGCGGGCGUUGUCACAAACUGGACUCUGGUAACCAUGCACCAUGACGACCAAUCUUGCAUGGACCCAAACACCAUCAAUGCCCCGGUUGUCAUCUCAACCACAGGACAUGAUGGCCCCUUCGGCGCCUUUAGCGUUAAGCGGCUCGUCUCCAUGCAACAGCUUGACAAGCUUGGAGGCAUGCGUGGUCUUGACAUGAACACAGCUGAAGACGCUAUCGUCAAGCGUACCAGAGAGAUAGUGCCGGGACUGAUCGUUGGAGGGAUGGAGUUGAGUGAGGUGGAUGGCGCAAAUCGUAUGGGCCCUACCUUUGGCGCUAUGGCGCUAUCGGGUGUCAAAGCCGCUGAGGAGGCAUUGGAGAUUUUCGCCGAGAGGAAGCGACAGAACGAAUACUAG